UUUUUUUGUCAUCUGAAAUUUAUUAAACAUGAAACCAAAUUUUACAAGGAAGCCCAAAGAUAGGCAAAGCGUAAUAUACAACAAAAGUCUCCAGGCAAACAAAAGCUCAAACAAGAGAGCAACUAGAACAGCCCAAAAGGGACUAUGAGGACGGCCCAAACAAUAGGCCCAUUUGUUUAUAGCCCCAUGGCUUAUCGGGAAAGCUGAGUCGACAGGAACGCUGAGAUACGUGCACCAACGGAAGAAGACACGUGUCUAGAAAAUACAACUUUCACCGGAAAAUCAGAGCAUCCACAGUGAAGAGAUAACAGCUCAACAGAGCACCCGUUGCGAAGAAGACCCAAGGCAGUUGAGAAAAGAAACAGAUCUUCGCUUACAUAAAAGAGAAGAAACGAUUGCAUUCAAUCGAUCUUAGAACACCAAAUUAUCCUGAACAUGUAACACGAACAUCUUUAAAGAUACAUAUAAGCUUGAAGAUGCGAAAACCCUAUCCAAGGGGAGGAUGAAACAAUCCAGUGAUUAGAUCGAGAUUCAUUCGAAUCCCAAUAGAAGCAUAGAGAAGCGGAGAAGACGAGAUAAAAGAAAAAUCCGGACAGAAUCCAGAGCUACACAACAUCGAAGAAGAUCGAUGGUUAGCAAGAGGCCAGACGAAAUCAUCGGAGAAGAAGAUGAAUCGCCGGAGUCAAAAGCCGGCCGGCUACACCAAAAGAUGGAGAACCGCCAGAGCCGAAGGCCCGAGACAUCGGGAGUCAAAAAACCAUACAAGAUCCGACUAUAAACAAAAGAAAGUCUCAAGCUUCAACUCAUCCUCUCUGUGAAAGAUACGUAGAGAGAAAACAGAGAGGAGAGGAGCUUCUCAAACAUUUUGAAACUUCAAAGUAUUUAUGUAAGCAGUCAAAUUUUUAAUUCUUUACAUCAUUUAUAUAUCCAAAUUAAUCAAAUUAUGUUUUGCAUUUGGUUGAACUCCGUGUUAUGGUUGACCGAAGUCGGCACAACAUUUUAAACUGGUUUAGACGGUUUAAUUCAAAUUAGAGUUUUAGCUCAACUUGGAUUCGUUAACUAAGAGACUUACAAUUGAUCCGGUCUGGCUAAUCAAAAUACUGUUUAAAUCUAGUAAAUUAUUAUAAUUUACAGAAAUGUAAUGGGCCUUGUAAACGCCACGGGCUUUUCAGCCCAUCUGGAAACAGGGGGUACUAAAGAACUCGACGGCACGGCGGUGAAGCUGUGAGUGAGGAACAAGACGAAGACGAAGACGAAGAAGAAGAUGAGUUCGUCAUCAAUGGCUCUUCGAGAUAUGCAAAGAGACCUAGAGGCCAAGGCCAAUGAUCUCGCCAAAAUCCAGAAAGAAAUCGCGAAGAAUCACCAGCUGAGGAAGAAGUAUACGAUCCAACUCGGUGAGAACGAGCUCGUUCUUAAGGAGUUGGAUUUGCUAGAAGACGACGCGAACGUAUACAAGUUGAUUGGUCCAGUGCUAGUGAAACAGGAUUUGGCAGAAGCUAAUGCCAAUGUUCGCAAACGUAUUGAGUACAUCUCUGCUGAACUGAAACGGAUUGAUGCAACUCUCCAAGAUAACGAAGGACAACAAAACAGCAAGAGGGAAGCAAUGAUGAAGUUACAACAACGGCUACAAUCUAUCCAGGCAGGAAAAGCAAAGGCUUGAUUGAGCUAGUCAGUUGCAGUCGCAUUUGUCAAAGCCCUUCACUUGUGCUCGGGCACAGUCUUAAUGGUUUCAUAUUUGGUUAUUGAGGGUUCUUGUGGUUUUAGUUUUGGUGGUGAUCCCUUUGUGUCGCUGAUCUUCUUUUUAUUGACAACUGCACUUGAAUGUGUGUAUAAUAAACUUAUACAGAUCUUGUCGCCCUCUCUAGUUAUGAAAUUUGGAGAUUUACACUA
Molecule: messenger RNA, 1890 nt
Organism: Brassica napus (rape)
Lineage: Eukaryota; Viridiplantae; Streptophyta; Magnoliopsida; Brassicales; Brassicaceae
Product: prefoldin subunit 6
Exons: 5
Coding region: 1265-1660 (131 amino acids)
Biological process (GO): protein folding; chaperone-mediated protein complex assembly
Cellular component (GO): cytoplasm; prefoldin complex
Molecular function (GO): protein-folding chaperone binding
Source: RefSeq, a predicted model, not a curated record